Scheffersomyces coipomensis is the source of this 3591-nucleotide messenger RNA. RefSeq lists its product as uncharacterized. NCBI's taxonomy places the organism in Eukaryota, Fungi, Ascomycota, Pichiomycetes, Serinales, Debaryomycetaceae. The transcript has a single exon. The coding region runs from base 135 to 3134 and encodes 999 amino acids. The record is from RefSeq and is a predicted model, not a curated record.
CUGUAUACAGCUAGGUAGCGCGUCUUGUGGAUUUGUUUACAUUUUGAAAUGUUUACAAUAUCAAAACAACUAGCGGUAUCCUUGUAUCAAUUGAUAUAAUACAGCAGAUAGAAAAGGUAUAACAAGGCCAGACCAUGUUUUCCAGGAGUAGACUAGUGGGGACUCCUCAAAGGAACAGAACCAAUGUGGCCACUAAUGAUUUCACUCCGAUUGGUGUCAAGUCAAGUCAUUAUGAACCUGUUACUGAUACUUUUACCAAUACAAGAUCUACUGGAAGAUCAUUAUUUCAACCCAUAGCAGAUAUACCGAAAGAACAUGAAUCAUUCGCUGAUACUACGUUUGAGUAUACUACUGAUUCAAUUCAUUCUAUAGAUCAACCUACCAUACAAUCGUAUCAUCCCCAAGCUAGAUCUGACAAAGAUCAUAAUAAUAAUAAUAAUAACUUUUCUAAAAAUCUUAUCAAUAAUGGGGCUGCUUCAGUUAAAGAACAAGAUGAUAGAAUCCGUGAAUUGAAUUCUGAAAAUUACAUUCUUCGAUUAAAGGUUAUCGAUCUUCAAAAGUUUCUUCGUGGUACUCCUGAAGAACAAAGACAAGUUCUUUCAGAAAACUUUAGAUUAAGAGAAGAAUUAACAGCUGCAAUCAGUCACAUAGAGAAAUUAAAGUUACUUCAAGGUGGUCAAUCAACUAAUGAUGAAUAUUUGCAUGAAAAGGUUACUAGUUAUGAACAUCAGCUUCAAGAAAAGGAUAAUCAUAUAGAUGGGUUGGAAAAAGAACUUAGAGAAUCUAGACAUUUAUUAAACUUAGCCAAUAACACAUCCCAUACUAAUCAAGAUGAUUUGAUUCAAAAAUUACAUAUCCUGCAACAAGAAAAUCAUAAUAUAUCCUUACAAUUAAAUGAUUUGAAAUCAACCAAUAAUUCACUUGCCCUGGAAAAUGAAAAUCUUCAUAGUAAAAUUCAAGAAUUAAUCCAUCUGAAUAAGGAAAUCUCAAAUGGCUCUGAAAGUUCUAUAUCAUCAUUAAGAGAUCAAAUCAAAGCUUUAGAGGCAACAUGUGAGAACCUUUCAGAAUCAAGACUGUCAUUGAAGAAAGAAGUAGAUAACUGGAAACGUCAGUAUGAAUCUCUUCAAUCCACCAUAAAUAAUUCACAUACAGAAUUUGAUCAUGAACGAGAUUCAUUAUUAUCAGAAUUAAACAAAUUAAGAUCACAAGUUGAAUUCAAUAAUAAAGAAUUACAAGAUUCAUCUAAAUCAUAUCAUAUUUUAACAGAAGAAAUUGAAUCUAAAGAUAGAGCAUUAGCAAUAAAAUCCCAAGAAUUAGAUUCAUUAAAAGCUAGUAAUGAAAGAUUAAAUGAUGAAUUAACUUCCAUACAAAGAGAAAAGUUGAAUAAUGAUGAUGCUCAAUUUUCAAUAAAAUCUCAAUUAAGAACUUAUGAAAUGCAAAUUGAAUCAUUAAAAAGUCAACUUAAACAUGGUGGAAUAGCAGAUAAUCAAUUACAUCAAAGUCAACAACAAGUCAUUGAACUUCAAGAAAGAGUCAACUAUUAUGAACAUGAAUAUGAAAAUUUGAAAACAAAAUAUGAAUCGUCUUCUUCUAAGACUUCAAGAUUAGAAUUAGAAUUAGAUGAUUUGAAAAUAGAGUUGGCUCGUCUUAAGAGUGAAAAAUCAAAUCUUGACCAUAAGAUUGAAACAGUAACAGGAAACCAUCUUUCAUCUAAAGAACUUAUGUCACGUUUAACUCAUGAUAAACAGAAGUUGGAAGAUAUCAAUGAUAAAUUAACUGAAGAUUUAAAAUCCAAAACUAGAGAAUUAGAAUUUUUGAAAUUACGCUCAAAUAAUGAAAAUAGAGAUCUUGAUACUAAAUUUGAUAAUUUAAUUUCUGAAAAUACAGAAUUAAAGACAGUUAUUGACAAUUAUUCCAAGAAAUUAAGAGAUUUGGAUUUACAAUUCAGAGAUAUUGAAAUUGAAUUAGAUACUAAAACAAAGAAUUCUGAAAUAUUAAAAUAUCAAAUUGAAAAACUUCAAAAUACUUUACGUGAAAAAGAAGAAAUGUAUAAGGAAGAAUUAUUUAUCACCAAUAAUAGGGUUAAAAACUUUUCAAGUAACAAUAAUAAUAGUACCAAUAAUAAUCAAGAAUUAACUGAUUAUUUGAAAUUAAAAUCAAAUCAAGAUGCAUCAAGAAUUCUUAAGUUGGAACAAGAUAUUGAAAGUUUAAGAAAAGAUUAUCAAAUUGAAAUCACAAGAUAUAAAGAUAAGAUAUCAUCUUUGGAAAGUCAAAUUGAUUUACAAAAAGAAUUAAUUAGGAAUAGUCAAGAAAGUAAGAGUAAUGAUCCAUCUCCAGUACAAGCUUUAUUAGAAUUACAAUUGAAAGAAGCAUCCAAAUCAUCUCAAGGCCUUACACAAGAAUUAAAUGAAGCAGUUUCUCGUUAUACCGCCGCUGAAAUUAAUCUUAAAAGGUUAGAAAAGGAUAAUGCUGAAUUAUUAAACCUGAUGAUAUCAGAAGAAUCCAAAAAUAAAUCAAUUAAAAAUGAAAGUAUUUCACAACAGAUUAAAGUUAAUGAAUUGAAGGAAGAAUUAUUAACUGCUAAGAGUCAUUGUAAGAAGUUAGCAAAUAAGGUUGAAGAGCUUAUGCAAGAGAAUAUUUUAAGUGAGAAACUAUCAUCAAAAUUAAAGAUCCAAUCUGAUAAUGAUUUAAAUAAAUCAAAUCAAUAUUUACAAAGGAAAGUUCAAGUUUUAAAUAAGAAAUUACAAUCUUCACUGAAUUUGGAUAAUAGUGAUAAGACCAUUCUCUUAGAGAAUGAAUUGACUUAUUAUAAAGCCAAAUUAUAUGAUAUGAAUUUAAGAGCUAAUGAUCUUCAAAUCAUGUACUUAUUUGCCAUUAACUCAAUUAAAAAUUCAGAUAAAUCACUUCGAAAUGAAUUAUACAAUUUAACUAGAGUUGGAAUUUAUCCUGAUUAUUCAUCAAUGAGAAUUGCAAAGUUAAAACAAGGUAAACGUUUAACAUUCAAACAAUUAGCUCUUUUUGUAUUAGCUGGUAUUAGAAUAAAACGAAGAUGUGAAAAAUCUCAAAAACGAAAAUUAAAAUUAGAAGAAUUAAAGGAUGAAAUAGACUAUAAUAAGAUUAAGCUACUUCAAUAGAAAGAAAUAUAAUUAACCCAUCCAUUCAUUCAUUUAUUUAUUUAUUUAUGUAUUAUACAUAUAUGUAUCAGUAAUAUAUAUCAUUAUCUCAUUAUGCGUGUAAUUGGAGUUUGGAAAAUACGAUCGUUGGAAGCUUGACGAGUUCUACCAACACGAGGAGUUUGUAUUAUUCCUUGAUGAUUUGACGUACCUAUCGAGGAGCUUCUUAAAGGUUGGAAAGAUGUAUUAUUAGCACUAGCGCCACCAUUAUUAUUAUUAUUAUUUGAAAGUUGAGCUUCUGAUGCCGUUGAAUUUAUAAAAAAAUCGCCAUGAUGAACACUAAAUGUACUAUCAUUAACCAAUUCCGAAUUUAAUAAAACAUCAUUGUUAUCACUUAUUUGAAACCCAUUCGAUAAAUAUUCCGCCACUGUCAUUUGAUUUGUUCCACCAUCUGCUUCAGUAGUACGUAAGAAUCCUA